This is a messenger RNA of Serendipita indica DSM 11827, 2769 nucleotides long. NCBI's taxonomy places the organism in Eukaryota, Fungi, Basidiomycota, Agaricomycetes, Sebacinales, Serendipitaceae. The record is from the annotation of a GenBank genome assembly.
AUGUCGCUGAGGAGAUCCAAAAGAAAGUCUACCGCCUCAGACACUUCUCUUGGUCAAGGAUUUCCGUCAAUCACUUCCACAUACACACCGCGUGUCGAGGCCGAACAACAACUCAACGAAGCUGCCUUCCGGAAUGAUCGCCCAACCGGAAAGAAUGUCAUCGUCGUCUCCGGUUCACCUGGGAACGGAAAGACACAGUUAAUUCUGCAUUUCGUUCAGCAGAACCGCAAAAAGUUCGUCGCGGCCUACUUCAUUGAUAGUUCCUCCGAUAAACUGGUUAGGGAUGGGUUCAAGAAAUAUAUCCAACCGCCUGGAAUCACGGACCCUCAGGAAGGCCUUCGCUAUCUCGAACGCUCUCAAGCACCCGGGAAAGGGCCAUGCUUAAUCGUAUUUGAUAAUCUCGCGUCCUCUGUCGAUAUUAACCCCUAUCUUUCAACCUCGGACCAUUUCCUCGUCCUCAUCACGACACAAGCACAACUGUACCUCUCACCACGUGCUACGGUGUAUCUCGGAGAGAUGACGCCGUCCGAAGCCAAGGAGCUGCUGGAACUUCAGCUAGUUUCCACGCCUGCAUCUACAGAUACCCUGAAGAGGAUAGGAGAUGCCCUUGGAAAUCAACCUGCCGCGAUCACUUGCGCGACAGCAUACAUGAAUGCGUCAGGUACACCCCCAGAUACCUACCUAUCGCGUCUACAACCGGAGCUUAUAGCAGAGAGGACUCGUUCCGGAGAUUUCCACACGGCAAUGUAUGCAGCCCUCACCGUCUCAUACAACACCAUCUCAGAAGGUGCUCAGCAACUUCUACUCCUUCUCUCUUGCUUCGUUCCCGUCAGAUUCCCUCUUCUCCAACUUGUCAAUCAGGCAGCUAGUACCGACUUCGACUACAAGAUGUACCCAAUGGUGCGGAGAAGCGAAGAAAAGACCAGAGACGCAGUAUCUCUUCUUCAGCAAAUCUUUUGCGCGAAAGGGAGCUUUGACGAAGAAGGGCUACGCCGGGAGUACCAAGGCUUGAAACAAUACAGCUUCAUCUCGGACGCCAAAGCUGGAGACUUGGUUUUGACCUCUCUCCAUCCAGAGGUCAAGUCCUGGGUUAGGAGCUGGAUCAAUAAACCAACCGAGGAGGCAUAUCAAGCAGCGGCCAUCCAACUCCUCGGAUGCUCGCCUAAGGGCAAAGACCCAAUGGACCAGUACCUGAAUCCACAGAUAAUGGCGCUCGAAUCCUCCUUUGACACCCUCCGCACCAACGACAAGGCCUCCUUUGCCAGAGUUCUCUACCGCACUGGGGAUCAUGGGAAGUCUCUCCAGCUCUUCACGCAGGUGAUUGAGGACCUGCAACGAGAUCCCAGACAAAACCACGAGGACACUCUAGAGGACACUCUAGAAGCACUUGCCGAGCUUGCAAACGUUGAGCAAGCCUGCGGAAACUAUGCCCGCGCCAAGACGCAUAGGGAGACUAUCACCAAGUGGAGACGUGGACGCCUUGGGCUCGACCAUCCGAAAACACUAGAGGCAGAGGGAUUGCUGGCUGAGACCUGUACCAGCCUCGGCGAAAAUGCAGAGGCCGUGAAUCUGUACAGACGGAUUUUGAAAGUGAGGAUAGGGACUCUGGGUGACGACGGCACCCUUACCCUUGUGACGAAGGCAAAGCUGGCAGACGUCUAUCAUGCCUCAGGUGAUAAAGGCGAAGCUCUGGCCCUCAGAAGAGAUGUCUAUACUGGACGAAAGAAUACGCUCGGUCCGGAUAAACCAGACACUAUUCUCGCUGCUAGCAAUCUUGCCGUUUCCUGCUAUAGCCUUGCUACGUCCAAGAGCAGGGGAAAUGUAGCUGAAGAAAGGGAAAUUGGAGAGCUGCUCUCCCAGGCAGAGAAGCUCCAGGUCCAGGUUCUACAGUAUCGAAAGACAGCCCUCGGAGUCUUGGAUCCCGAAACUCAACUUGCCAUGGGGAAUCUGAUGUGGACAUACUAUGAACUCGACAAAAGGACAGAAGCGGAAGAAGUGGCUCAAAUCUUAUAUAAUGCUACCAAGAGUCUAUAUGGAUCAAAUCACACCUCUACUCGACGAGCCGGACUUGCUCUAGCUCUUUUCCAGGAAGAUCUCUCAUCUGCCGAAGCGAUUCAACAGGCCCUCAAUGAGAACGAUCCAGAUUAUGAGUAUGCGACAAACAUUGUGGAAACAAUAAAGGCGAAGAGAUCAUUCUUCCGCCGGUUUCUCGACUUUAUUUACCUUGCUAAGCAGGUUUUCUUGGGUCGGUUCUUUGCGGGAGCCGCCCUCACACUCGCGGUGUAUGAUUGGCUGAUCGUCCUAGAGCGAGAGAUAAGUUGGGUGUGGCUUACUCGUUGGCGAUGGACAAAAGGCGUCUACCUGAUCAAUCGCGUCUUGGCCGUCGUCGGGUUGACAAUUACAGUAAUCGAGACAACGGACCAAUGGAGUAUGCCGUUAUCAGUCAAAUUGUACACACCGCCUGUACUAAGCUACUGCGUUCACUCUUUCUCACCAUUGAUCACAGCUGUAAAGUCUACUUUUGCCAUCCUCACGCUCCGCGUCGUUGUAUUGUACAAUAAUCAACCGUCUGUCAAAAGGUGUCUCUUCUUAUUACUCAUCAUCACCUGGUCUCUCGCAUUUGCAUUUACCGCAAACACUCUCUACCUCUUGGCUGCACGAACAUAUUAUUCGACAGACUUUCACUUGUGUGCUUCAACGGCGAAUGCGCUUCUAUCCUCUGCAAUCUUUGUCAUACCAGCCCGCUUUGAGCUGGUCCUUUUGCGAUGA